Molecule: messenger RNA, 906 nt
Organism: Oldenlandia corymbosa var. corymbosa
Lineage: Eukaryota; Viridiplantae; Streptophyta; Magnoliopsida; Gentianales; Rubiaceae
Source: the annotation of a GenBank genome assembly
AUGGCAAAAUCCCGUCAAUCUACUGAAGAUAAUCCGCCUCCAGUUCACUCCGAUGAAGAAGGUGAAGAAACCGGCGAAUCCGAAGCCGAAUCCGAAGACUCUGAUUCUUUAUCCGAGUCCGGUGAAGAUACCGGCGCCAACGAAGAUACCGUUGCCAACGACCUUGUGAACCUUAAGAAUCCAAGGCCGAAUCCUUCUCCGACUAAGGGCGCCACUGCCGGUUCUAAGAGGGCAGCAACAAAGCCUCCUUCUGUGAAUGCAAAGAGGGCUAAGACCGAUAAUUCUGGGAAGAGUAUUGAUGGGAAUGAUGAGAAGAUGCGUUUCUCGCGAAUAUUUAGCGAGGAAGAUGAGAUUGCUAUUUUGGAGGGCAUGGGUGUUUUCUCUGCCAACACUAAAUCAGACCCUUUUGAGAAAAAAAAUGAGUUUUAUGAGUUCAUCAAGGAAAAGAUAGGUGGUGACAUAAUCAAGGGUCAGUUGAUCCGAAAAAUGAAGAGGCUGAGGGAAAAGUACAUUAACAAAGCGGAGAAGGAGGAGAAGAAGCUGCAAAAAGGGAAAGAAUGGAUUUUGUCCAACCCUCACGAGCAAAGCCUUUACACUCUGUCUAAAAAGAUAUGGGGCAAUGAGAGGGAAGUUGGGAGUACUACAGUGGUGAUUGAUUAUGAAGAAUUGAAGAAAGAGAGGAAGAAAGAGAAGGGGUUUAGUUUUGCUCCAAAUGAUGGUGGGCUGGAUGCUAAUUGGUUUUUGAAUGAAGGUGUGAAGCUAAUGGGUGAUAAUGACAGGAUUGCAAUGGAGAAGAAGUGGAAGGAGUUCAAGUUAUUGGAGUGUGAACUAUCUGUGAAGGAGCGAAAAUUAAUGCUUGAGCACAUGGAGAAGGUUCAUAAAGGGAUAAAAUCACAUGGGAAAUGA